GCGGAGCCGCGGAGCCGGCGGGCGGGAGGACGGGCGCGCGGACAGCCUAGUCGACCAUGGCUGACCAGCGACAGCGCUCACUCUCUACCUCUGGGGAGUCGCUGUACCAUGUUCUCGGGCUGGACAAAAACGCGACCUCCGACGACAUUAAAAAGUCCUACCGGAAACUGGCCUUGAAAUAUCACCCUGACAAGAACCCUGAUAACCCGGAGGCCGCAGACAAGUUCAAGGAGAUCAACAACGCGCACGCCAUCCUCACAGACGCCACGAAGAGAAACAUCUACGACAAGUACGGCUCGCUGGGGCUCUACGUGGCCGAACAGUUUGGGGAGGAAAACGUGAACACCUACUUCGUGCUGUCCAGUUGGUGGGCCAAGGCCCUGUUCGUCUUCUGCGGGCUCCUCACCUGCUGCUACUGCUGCUGCUGCCUGUGCUGCUGCUUCAACUGCUGCUGUGGGAAGUGCCGGCCCAGGGCGCCCGAGGGCGAGGAGGCCGACUUCUACGUGUCCCCUGAGGAUCUGGAGGCCCAGCUGCAGUCGGACGAGCGGGAGGCCGCAGGCACGCCGAUCGUCAUACAGCCAGCGUCCGCCACAGAGACCACCCAGCUCACGGCCGACGCCCACCCCAGCUACCACACCGACGGGUUCAAUUAAAUUCAGGAGAAGCUGUGAUUCGCGGAUCAGUCAGCACUCAGCCACUUCUACCCUAGAAUCAUGAACUGUAGUCACGGAGGCGGGAGGCUCUGGCCACGGGGAGGGCCCUCCCGCCUCUGCCCCCCGCUCGCCAACCCCCCGUGGAGUGCGUAGCAUGCAGUGUUUAAAGCAGUUCAGCUACGGUCGCCGUCUUCUGUUCCUUCCUUUUCUAAUAGCAUGUGUGGGUUCUGUUCCCUGUCUGUCUGUGCUGUGGGCGUGCUGCGGUGUAGCCACGUUCACCCACGGCAGUGCCGCCUGGGGUGCAGUCAGGUCUCUGCAGUGAGCUGGCCACCGUGCGGUGUCCCCAGCAGGCAGGAGGGGCCAGGGCAGGUGCUGCCUGCGGAGCCGUGGGGUCUGGUCCAGCAGGGUGGCCACAGGCAGGGCCUCUGGACUUACCUGGGCACGUUCCUCUCAGCCACCGCUGUGCCCUGUGGUGUUGGUGGCAGGGACAGUCAGCGCAGGGUCUGUUCGCCUGUCUGCGCCGCCUUGUGGCGGGGCUUUUCCCGAGGGGAGUGUUGUGGGGCUGGGAGGCUCCUGAUCCUGGGCCCACCUUCCCUGCCUGAGUCCCCUGUGCCAUGAGCUGCGUUGAUGGCCACAUCCGGCAGGCUCCCCCCUUUCUUCUCUGCACCACCCUCCAUGUUCCGCCAGGCCCCACGGCCUCUUUGUAACUGUUCUUGGACAUGUAAGCGCCACGACGGCUGCAGCGGCCCAGCGAGGCCUCGUUGGGGAGAGUCCGGGCUGCUGGUGGCGCCUGGCUGCCAAGCCUCCUCUCUGCCUCCAGAGCCCCUGCCCAGCCUCUCCCUUCAGCUGCUCCCUAGCCAGAGCCCGACAUCAGGGCCCGGGAAGGGCCCGCUGGACCAAAGGCACACUCUGGCCUGGGAGGGUUGGGCCCCAGGGAGCCCUGGUGCCCUUUCCUUGUUGACCAGCAGCCAGACUGGGACCCUCACCAUAGUCCGGGCCGUUCCUUUUUGUGAGCUUCUGGCGGUGGCCCUCCUGUCUGUCCUAGGCUGGGUGGGCGGGGGGAGCGGGCAUGGGCGUGGCUGCCGAGCAGCAGGCUCCCACUGGCCCCACACACAGCUCUGCAGGGCAGACCCAGUAGCUGUGCCCCUGAAUUUCCGGGGGAGCAAAGGACUAGCUGGGGGCUGGGCCGAGUGGCUCCCUGACUUUGACCAGCCAGAAUGUGUUCCUGAAGCCACUGUUGUCCCCACUGCCCUUGCUGCCCACCAGGGUCACGCUGGCUGGGAGGGCCAACAGUGUCAGGCGAGAGCUGGUGCGUGGGGGCCCAGCCGCUCCGCAGGACCCUCAGUGCCAGGUCCCUCCUUGCUGGCCCUCGGCAGGCAGCCCGGGGCCUGGCCACUAUUUGGCCCCGUUUUGAUUGUUGUGCUCAUUGUGAUCAUGAAGAUGUUGGGUGAGAGGGCAUCUCUGCACUGUGAUGUCAAAUUAGAAGUAAUCUCCUAAGGAUAAAAAGCCCAUUGUUUGACCCACCCUGGCGGGGGAGGGUGGAGCAGCCUGAGCUGCAGGCUGCCAUCCACCUUGAGACGCUUCUGCAAGUAACAGGAAAUGAGCUUACUUUUCCCCAGAAUGACCAAGAGCCCAGUUAAUCUUCGUCCGUCCAGGCCCUCACACGCAUCACAGUGCGUCUGCCAGUUAGAGUCUUGUUGAGUUUUUUCCAGAGACGGGAAUGUCCUUGGGGCCAAGGUGGCAGACGGGCAGGUCUCGGGGGUGAGAACUGGGUCGGUCAUGACGGUGACGACAGUGCCUGUGCCCGACCCCGCGGCAGGACUGCGUUCAGGUCCUCGUGGUGAUUCAGGGCAGGUACCUGGUGCGUUUCCCUUGCGUGGCCUGUUUCCCUGGUGAGCAGGGCUGUUCAGUCUGGAGAGGCACCUUGUUCAUGUGCGAAGUGGGGCGGCCCUGCACCUCACCCCAGGGCCACCCAGAGGGCCGCGUGCCAGUGCCUAUGGCCCAGCAGUGUUGGGUCUGUGCACAGGGCGCCUGUCAGCUUCGCAAGGGCAGGACCGGCCAGAUGGACGGCCUGUGGCCUGCAAGAAAUGUGCACCAGGCACGGUGGGCAUCUGAUGGCAGCUGCUGGUGUGUCGGUUUCUGUUUCGCCCAGUGAUGUGUUUUGUCUCGUCUUCCUUUUGGCUCUAUUCUCGUUUCAAACUGCUUUAGAUAUUACCGCUCAGUGUGUGAGCCUCCCUAGCUGUCUGGUUGGUCAGCGCAGCCCGCACCCACCGGGACCUGCUAGAGGGGAAAGCCCGAGCGUGGCUGUGGUGGGGCAGGGUGUCUCCGCGCUGUCGGCCACUGGGCUCCUGGGCUCCUGCUCGGGACAGGCCCUGCCAGGACCAUUCUCCAUGUUCCAGCUUGGCUGGUCUGUGCCAGAUGAGUUGGGUCUGGGGAGUACACUGGUGCUGCUGCCAUUCUGGGGAGACACUCGGCCUCCCCAGUACUGGGGUGGGUGGUCUGCACUUCCUGGACUCUCAGCAGGUCUUCCCAGGGCGGUUGUGACGGCCGUGAACCAAGUGACUGAUCUCAUUCCUUUCUCGUGUUCGGAGCUGUGAGCCCGUGUGACACGGGACUGACCUGUCUGUUUUGUUACUUUGGUUGUGAAUCUCCCUCCUGUGGAAUUGGCAAGAGCUGCGUUUUCAUAGUCCUGACCAGCACGGCGGCGCUGUCUGCCGCAGGUGUGGCAGCGGGGUGUCUCCGUGUGUACAUAUGUGCAUAUGUAUAUAUCACAGCAGACGGGACGCUGUUUGGCAGCAAAGCAGCGAGUACAAUAAAAGUUGGCUCCAAAAUGGCCUCUGUUUCUUGGCGAGUUGGGGUAGGAGGAGGGUCCUGAGAGUUCUGCUGGGUGCGCAGGAGACGCCAUGGACGCUGCCGUGUACCCAGUGUCAGAGUGAAGGCCAGGUGUGCACCUGCGCCCACUGCAGUGGCCAUUGUCAGCUUCUCCAGGGCAGGGUGCCCAUCCCUGGGGCCUCUUGUCACCGUCACCUGAACCACGGGUGAGUGUCCCCAUAUGACAUCUGGGAGGUGGUAGAAACCCUUUUUACUUUGGAAAAUUUAAAACCAAUUUUCUAAGCUUCAGAUGCAAUCAGUCAGUGACCAAGCUGCAUUCUCAACAGUCUUGGGACCACAGAUCAGCCUGGGAGGGGUUUUGGGAGGAGCAGGGCCAGGCUGCUGUGCUCCGGAGGGUGGGCCUGGGCCUGGGGGGCUGGCAGAUGGUUACCUGGAAACGGACUCCUGCUGCCUGCUGAGUGAGGGAGGCAGUUGCACUGAGACAUGUUUACGUUGUUUUGAACUAAGUGCAGAGCAGGGAAACAGCGCCCCUGCUGGUGUGUCCUGUGCGGAGCCGGCGGAGCGGGCUGCCUCGGCUGACUCCCACCGCACACCUGAGGGCCAGGCGGGAGGGUUAGGAUGGCUUCCCACGGUGACCUCCAUCUUGUAUGUCUGAAUGUUGACUUAAAAUAAAGAUAACUGUUGUAAAAUAAAUGUU
Molossus molossus (Pallas's mastiff bat) is the source of this 4182-nucleotide messenger RNA. It is a transcript of the gene DNAJC5, whose product is annotated as DnaJ heat shock protein family (Hsp40) member C5. The transcript has 5 exons. NCBI's taxonomy places the organism in Eukaryota, Metazoa, Chordata, Mammalia, Chiroptera, Molossidae. Gene Ontology annotation, biological process: regulation of synaptic vesicle cycle. The record is from RefSeq and is a predicted model, not a curated record. Gene Ontology annotation, cellular component: intracellular membrane-bounded organelle; membrane; presynapse. Bases 57 to 653 code for a protein of 198 amino acids.